AGGAAAAUGAUGAAAAUUGGAUGUGGUUCCUUUCUGAGCUGCAUAAUCUUCUUGAGACCAACAUCGGGAACAUGCCAAGGCUUAUUUUCUUGUCCAAUAGGCAAAAUGGCAUUGUAGAUGCAGUAGAGUCCAACUUCCCAACAGCUUUUCAUGGGUUCUGCUUGCAUCACCUCAGUGAGAAUUUCCGGAAGGAGUUCAACAAUAGUGUUCUUGUCCACCUUCUCUGGGAAGCUGCUAAUGCUCUUACUGUUUGGGAGUUUGAAACUAAACUUCUUGAGAUAGAAGAAAUGUCACCAGAUGCUGCUUUUUGGGUUCGACGAAUUCCACCUCACUUGUGGGCCACUUCGCACUUCGAGGGAACGCGUUUUGGGCAUCUGACAGCCAACAUAGUUGAGUCAUUAAAUUCUUGGAUACUGGAAGCUUCCGGGCUUCCAGUAGUUCAGAUGAUGGAAUGCAUACGUAGGCAAUUGAUGACUUGGUUCAAUGAGCGACGUGAAACAAGCAUGCAGUGGACAUCUCUACUUGUGCCCUCCGCCGAAAGGCACAUCUCAGAGGCCCUUGAGCGAGCGCACAAUUACCAGGUUCUUCGAGCAAAUGAAGCCGAAUUUGAAGUUAUAUCUAAUGAAGGAACAAACAUUGUGGAUAUCCGCAACCGCCGGUGUUCAUGUAGAGGAUGGCAGUUAUGUGGUCUUCCCUGUUCUCAUGCUGUGGCUGCUCUUCUUUCUUGCAGGCAGAAUGUUCACCGCUUUACAGAGAGUUGUUUCACUGUGGCAACAUAUCGCAAAACAUACUCUCAAACAAUACAUCCUAUCCCGGAUAGAACCCUGUGGCAGGAGAUGUCUCAGGGAUCUCAAAAUGAAGGCAGUGGUGAAGAUAUUGUUGUGAAUCCACCGAAGACACUUCGGCCACUAGGACAGACGAGAAAAAAGCAAACUCGUAGAGAAGAUCGUAAUCGUGUUAAACGAGUUGUGCAUUGUAGCCGCUGUAACCAGACUGGACAUUUUAGAACGACAUGUGCAGCGCCCAUAUAG
Messenger RNA from Olea europaea var. sylvestris, 1031 nucleotides. RefSeq lists its product as uncharacterized. Lineage: Eukaryota; Viridiplantae; Streptophyta; Magnoliopsida; Lamiales; Oleaceae. The annotation marks the transcript as partial. The record is from RefSeq and is a predicted model, not a curated record. Gene Ontology annotation, molecular function: zinc ion binding. The transcript has a single exon.